GCAAACCAAAUUCAUCUGCGAAAGAUUUCAGCGUGAGGGUAUCCUUGUUGUUAAUGCACCACUGAAUAUCUGCAGCCAUAACACGCUGCUUCUUUUUUGGUGGAUCGUUUGUGGACGAAGAAGCUGCAACUUGCUUCGAUUUAUCACGCAUUAACAAAAAGGUGGAUGUGAAUAAGCAAACAACUGAAGGAAAACCAUGAGAACUGCACACGAGCUGAGUCAAUUUUUACUCCUUUUUUUUUGUCUCUCAUUUUUUAUGAAUGAUUGGUUUGAGCAGCCUGAGAGAUGCUUGGGAUUAGUACGUUUUGUCUUUUAUUUAAAAGUCAUAACCGAACGCCCUCGAGACUGUCCCUAUGAUGGAAAACUUUCAACAGUUGGAAAUCUUGGAAACAGGUUUCCAGAUGGCCCAAAUCAUAUACAGUAAGAUGUAUUUUUCUCAUGUUCUUUACCAGUAGGAUUUUUCAUAUUAGAAUGGUUAUUGGACUACAACACUCCAUUUUAUGCAAGACAUUGGCCAGCUCACAUUUCCACGCUCCUUGGAAGAAUUGGCAUCAUUUGUCAAUUUGAAGAACAUACGUACUCUAUUGAUGGUAACGGACGCCUUUUGGCGGUUGUGUCGACCUUUGCAUAAUGAAGAACUUUGGAAAACGAAGCGUCGUCCCACUCACCCUGCAAUCUACUCUUUGAUUGACUCCACCAAGGACUGGCAUCGCUUUUGUGCGCUGCGCUUUGAGUAAUCAUGACAUCACCGCAUUUUUAAACAAUAAAUGUACCAAUUAUAGUUGUGGGGCGAAAUGAUGAUCAGAGCCUAGAUCAAUAUGUAUAUCUGUUAGAAGAAAAAGAGAGGUGGUACCAUCGAAAAUGCAGUGAAUUGCGUUUGAUUCGAGAGCAAACACGCAGAUCUUACCAAAGAGAUUGCUAAUAAUAAUAAUAAUAAUAAAGG
Messenger RNA from Rhizopus microsporus ATCC 52813, 943 nucleotides. RefSeq lists its product as uncharacterized. The record is from RefSeq and is a predicted model, not a curated record. NCBI's taxonomy places the organism in Eukaryota, Fungi, Mucoromycota, Mucoromycetes, Mucorales, Rhizopodaceae. The transcript has a single exon. The coding region runs from base 501 to 737 and encodes 78 amino acids.